GAAAAGGAGGAGAGGGAAACGACGGGGACGGGAUUGUUGUGCACCGUUCUCAGACAUUUUCAAAUUUCUCGCUUGUUCAUCGACAUUUCACCGAUUUCCGAAGCCGCCGCCAGCGCCUGUUUCCCGGAGGAUUCGUUGUGCUCGUCGCGCUCUCGGUGAACGAUGUCCGUGGUUCCUCCCAGUCGCUCGGCCGCGGGGUGGCCGCGCGGUGGUGCCGUUCAGUUUGGGAACAAAUACAUCAGCGGGCCCGCUAAACCGCUCACACUGGAGAGGCCCAUCAAUCUAUAUCCUCUCACCAACUACACAUUUGGGACCAAAGAGCCUCUGUAUGAGAAGGACAGUUCAGUGGCGGCUCGUUUCCAGAGGAUGCGGGAAGAGUUUGAUAAAAUGGGAAUGCGGAGGACAGUGGAAGGCGUCCUCAUCGUCCACGAACACAGACUGCCUCACGUGUUGCUGCUGCAGCUCGGCACCACUUUCUUUAAACUGCCUGGUGGAGAACUGAAUCCUGCAGAGGACGAGGUGGAGGGUCUGAAACGCCUGAUGGCUGAGAUUCUGGGGCGACAGGACGGGGUGAAGCAGGACUGGGUGAUCGAUGACUGUAUUGGUAACUGGUGGCGCCCCAACUUUGAGCCUCCACAGUAUCCGUACAUUCCAGCUCACAUCACCAAACCAAAGGAGCACAAGAAACUGUUCCUGGUGCAGCUGCAAGAAAAAGCGCUGUUUGCUGUUCCCAAGAACUAUAAACUGGUUGCGGCUCCGUUGUUCGAACUGUACGACAACGCUCCUGGAUAUGGACCCAUCAUCUCCAGUCUACCCCAGCUACUGAGCAGGUUCAACUUCAUCUACAACUAACGUGCUGAAGCAGAGUGUGUGUGUGUGGCUGUCUCCGUCUGUGUGGCUGUCUCUGUCUGUGUGGCUGUCUCUGUGAGUGCAGCCCAUGACAAACAGAGGUCAAAGAGUCUUCUCUGGCUCGACGUUCACAGAGGAAAAGCUUGUCGUCAGAUUUACGGGCGUCCUGAGCGCUGUUUAUACUGUUAGAAGAAAAUGAAAGUAUCAUGUACGUUUCUCUGUUGUUGUUUUUGUAAGAAACAGCUGUUUUUUGGUAUCUGAGUCCACAAUCUGAUUUUAUGUUGUUUCACAGGAAGUCUGUGUUUGAUUAAACAAACUACAAACAUUGAGUUUCCUGUCGUUUUAACCUGUAACAAUGCCAUUUUGUUUUUUUUAAAUAAAUCAAUCCUUUCAGUGUG
Molecule: messenger RNA, 1247 nt
Organism: Solea solea (common sole)
Lineage: Eukaryota; Metazoa; Chordata; Actinopteri; Pleuronectiformes; Soleidae
Gene: nudt21
Product: nudix hydrolase 21
Exons: 7
Coding region: 163-852 (229 amino acids)
Cellular component (GO): mRNA cleavage factor complex
Molecular function (GO): mRNA binding
Source: RefSeq, a predicted model, not a curated record